Cavia porcellus (domestic guinea pig) is the source of this 862-nucleotide messenger RNA. It is a transcript of the gene Rnf7, whose product is annotated as ring finger protein 7. The record is from RefSeq and is a predicted model, not a curated record. Gene Ontology annotation, molecular function: zinc ion binding; cullin family protein binding; ubiquitin protein ligase activity. Gene Ontology annotation, biological process: protein ubiquitination; ubiquitin-dependent protein catabolic process. Gene Ontology annotation, cellular component: Cul5-RING ubiquitin ligase complex; nucleus. The transcript is spliced from 3 exons. The coding region runs from base 105 to 377 and encodes 90 amino acids. Lineage: Eukaryota; Metazoa; Chordata; Mammalia; Rodentia; Caviidae.
CGGCCUGCGGGCGGCGCUGUGGCCCAUUGGGCAGCCCCGAAGUGUCGCUGUAGCCGCCCGCCUCCCCAGACCUAACGUCUUCGCCGCCGGCUUCGGCCGCCGCCAUGGCCGACGUGGAAGACGGUGAAGAGCCGUGUGCCUUAUCCUCUCACUCGGGGGGCCCUGGCUCCAAGUCGGGAGGCGACAAAAUGUUCUCGCUGAAGAAAUGGAACGCAGUGGCAAUGUGGAGCUGGGACGUGGAGUGCGAUACGUGCGCCAUCUGCAGGGUCCAGAUGCCUGUCUUAGAUGUCAAGCUGAAAACAAACAAGAGGAUUGUGUUGUGGUCUGGGGAGAAUGCAAUCAUUCCUUCCACAACUGCUGCAUGUCCCUGUGGGUGAAGCAGAACAACCGCUGCCCUCUCUGCCAGCAGGACUGGGUGGUCCAGAGAAUUGGCAAAUGAGUGGUGGAAGCUUUCUCAGUGCAGUUGUUCCCAGCCCUGCUGGACAUUGCUGUUGAGUGGCUGACGAAGGCCCAGGCACUGUAGGGCACCGCUUUUUCACGAAGAAGGAGUGGAUCUUAGUCCUUGGGGACACAUCAAAGGCAUGAUUCAGCAUUUUAUCAACUUAAUUUCCAGAAAUUCUCUACAACUAAGAAGAUAAUUUAUUAAAGAUGGUUUUUCCUACCUCUGUGGUGUGUGUCAUAUACACUGCUUACAAGUGCUGUAAGAAGGAGAAAAGUCCAAUCAACUGACCCUUGUAACUAACUGUCACUCUACAAGGGGCCAUAGAACAACUACCAUUCACAGGAGAACUUUUUGCAUGCUUCCGGUGAAUCAGAUAAAAAGAGACUCUUUAAUAACAAAUAAAAUGUAGUUUAAAACUCA